UUAUUUGCCAAAUUCAAGAACAUGUUCCCUUUUCUCUCCAAAAAAUUGGAGGUAUGGGAAAGUAUUCCAAAUGUGGAUGGUGCAAUCUCCACUCUAGCUUGGUGGACAACUAUUUCUUUAGAAGACAGCAUCUUGUUUAAAGGGCCACUUGGCGGCAGAGGUAUUCAGCUCAAAGUACCUGGCUGUGAAGGCCCAAAAGAAGAUUCUUGGGAAAAUGGCUUCUUCUAAAUACAUAGCAACAUCACUGAUUGAUGAUACAAGCGGUGAAGUGUUAGACGAACUAUAUCAAGUAACUAAGGAAUACACUGAGUGCAAGAAAGAUGCUGAGAAAAUUAUUAAGAACCUCAUCAAGAUAGUUAUAAAACUAGCUGUUCUGUACAGAAACAAUCAGUUUAAUCCGGAUGAGAUUGCAAUGAUGGAAAAAUUCAAGAGAAAAGUUCACCAGCUGGCCAUGACCGUGGUCAGCUUUCAUCAGGUGGAAUAUACAUUUGACAGAAAUGUACUUUCAGCAUUGUUGAAUGAAUGUCGUGACCUGCUUCAUCAAGUCAUCCAGCGCCACCUUACAGCAAAGUCUCAUGGACGUGUCAAUAAUGUGUUUGAUCACUUUUCAAAUUGUGAUUUUUUGGCUGCUUUAUAUAAUCCAUUUGGACCUUACAAACCCCAUCUUCAGAGACUCUGUAAUGGUGUGAACAAAAUGCUUGAUGAGGAUAACAUUUAAGCACUUGACUAAUAAAAUAUUCAGACACCUUAAUAUUACAUGCUGAAAAAUAACUAGGAGCCAUGAGGGUUUAAUGCAACAUGUAGAAAGGGGUAUUUUACUUUUGGAUCACCCAUAAACCAAAUGGAUUCCUUCUGAUCUGUUGCAAUUUACCAAUCCUCUACCAGGAGGUAUAUUCCUUUUGAAGUCAUAAUGUACAGAUCAGUUACUGAUACUUAAGGAAAAUGCAGAUGUCUGAUUUCUAAGGAAAUUAACCAAAAAGUGAAUCUUAUAGAGCUGCUGCAUCUGGAGUGGUAUUAUUUAUGACCUUUCAAUAGGCCACAUAAUGUAACGUGAUAGAAAACGGCACGUUUAUUUUUUCCCUGUGUAUGUAAAUUGUGUAUUAUUCUGAUACUUUGCGCAUUUGUAUGGUCUUGAUAUGUAAAUGAAUAAAAGGCAGCUUUCUUUUG
This is a messenger RNA of Bombina bombina (fire-bellied toad), 1167 nucleotides long. RefSeq names its product tumor necrosis factor alpha-induced protein 8. The transcript has a single exon. Gene Ontology annotation, molecular function: cysteine-type endopeptidase inhibitor activity involved in apoptotic process. The record is from RefSeq and is a predicted model, not a curated record. Gene Ontology annotation, cellular component: cytoplasm. Gene Ontology annotation, biological process: regulation of apoptotic process. NCBI's taxonomy places the organism in Eukaryota, Metazoa, Chordata, Amphibia, Anura, Bombinatoridae. The coding region runs from base 215 to 718 and encodes 167 amino acids.